Molecule: messenger RNA, 1156 nt
Organism: Empidonax traillii (willow flycatcher)
Lineage: Eukaryota; Metazoa; Chordata; Aves; Passeriformes; Tyrannidae
Product: signal-regulatory protein beta-2-like
Exons: 5
Coding region: 1-774 (257 amino acids)
Cellular component (GO): plasma membrane
Source: RefSeq, a predicted model, not a curated record
AUGGCCGCGGCGGCAGCUCUGCUCUUGUUCGGGCAGCUCUCGGGUGCCGGUGCCCAGGGCAGUCAGGACUUCAAGCUGCACCAGCCCCGGGACAAGGUGUCGGUGAUAGUGGGGAAGACGCUCACCCUGGGCUGCACCGUGUCUGGAUCCAGUGAGCCUGGUCCUGUGAAGUGGCUGAAGGGCUGGGGCACUGAGAACAGGACCAUCUAUGGGGACACUAUGGGCUCUGCUUCCCCCCGUGUGACGAGAGCAGUGGAAGGGUCCGACACAGACUUCACCAUCCACAUCAGGGAUGCUCAGCCCGAGGAUGCCGGCACCUAUUACUGCGUGAAGUUCCAUAAGUCCCUGAGCGGUGGGGAUGAGGUGUUUCGGCGUGGAAGUGGCACGGAGGUGUCUGUGCUCGAGGCAGCCGUGGUUCCUGGCAUGGUGGCUGCAGUUGUGGUGCUCUGCCUCCUCCUCCUCCUCGUCCUCCUCGUCGCCCUUUGCCUGUACAGGAGGAAACGCCGAGGUGGGGUGGGCAGCCCGUGCCCAGCGGGGCCGGCAGGCAUGGGCAGCUUCCCCCCCUCCCCGCUGCAGUGCUGUGCAGGGACCCCCAGCACCCGCAGCGAAGUUCUGGAUGCAGAGAGCUCCCACCUACCCAGCCAGCAGAGCAGCAAGGAGGAGAACGACAUCCACUACGCCGACCUGCAGGUCCUGCCUGUGGCCCCGCGGCACGGCAGGAGCGGGGGCACAGCCUGCACGGAGUACGCCAGCCUCAGGAUAGCUGCCGAGUGAUGCGCGGCCCCGCGGCCCGCCCGGCCCAGCCGUGCCAGGGAGGAAGCAGGGACCUUUCUGCAGGGCACGGUAAAGAAGAAGUGGAGCUGUUUGUGCUGUGAGCGGUCUCAGCUCAGCACGCCAUUCUCAGAGCCGAGCUCCUCCUGUUUGUUCCCGUCUCAGGGCUGGACCUGCCGUGCCAGCUCUCCCAGGACCCAGCAGCCAUCUCAGACCACGAGGCUGAGCACCUCUGCCUUGUGCGAGCUGUUUGGUGCUGAUGACACUAGGAGGGCCUCAUGCUUGCUUGUGCCCACCAGCACAAGCCUCCACUGGCCCUUUCCUGUCUGACAGGUCCAUAAUUUCUGUUAUCUUGUCACCACCCUCAUUAAAGCCAUCCAACAAC